UAGGACGCAUGCGCAGUGAGUGGUGACUAGUAGCCAAGUAGACGUUAGCGCAGCGAGGUAACGUGGCAGAAAGCGUUUCGAUAUGGAGGCAGCCGCACUGGUCGCCUUGUCUCUGCUACUGGGAGCGCUGGUUAUACUGGUGGCUGUAGCGGUGAGUCGCCGGAAGGAAGAAAUCCGAGAGGAAACGGAACUAACGGCGGAAUUUACCGCUGAAAGCAGUGCCGUGAAAGGCCCGGCCUCCAAGAAACCGAAGCAGGAGAAGCAGCGCCUCCGUAAGGACAAAGCUGCACAGCACACCUUCAGCCACCCGCUGCUGGCAGCCUCACUGAAGAGCCACAGCGGGAACGUGACGUGCCUUGAUUUUAGCAGUAACGGGAAGUACCUGGCGUCAUGCGCCGACGACCGCACCGUCCGGAUCUGGAGCACCAAAGACUUCCUGGAGCGGGAACACAAGUGCCUGAGGGCCAAUGUGGAGCUGGAUCACGCCACGUUAGUCCGCUUCAGCCCGGACUCCAGGGCGUUUAUCACCUGGUUGGCCAACGGAGACACGAUCCGAAUCUUCAAAAUGAUCAAAAAGGAGGACGGCACUUUAACCUUCAAAGCUGCUCCUGAGGACUUCCCUCAGAAACACAAAGCCCCCAUCCUCAACAUCGGCAUCGCAGAGACCGGCAAGUUCAUCAUGAGCGCCUCCACCGACACCAGCAUCCACAUCUGGGACCUGAAAGGAGAGGUACUGGCCUCUAUCAACACUAACCAGAUUACCAAUUCAUACGCUGCCAUCUCCCCAUGUGGCAGGUUCGUAGCGUCGUGCGGUUUCACUCCUGACGUGAAGGUGUGGGAGGUUUGCUUCGGGAAGGGAGGAGAGUUCAGAGAGGUGGCGAGAGCUUUCGACCUGAAGGGCCACUCUGCAGGAGUUCACGCGUUCGGCUUCUCCAACGACUCUCACAGAAUGGUGACUGUCUCCAAAGACGGCACGUGGAAGCUGUGGAAUACAGAUGUGGAGUACAAGAAGCAGCAGGACCCGUACCUCCUGAAGACCGUCCCCUGCGCGUCCUCCGAAGGCAGCCGGGUGGCUCUGUCCCCGGACGGCCGCGUGGUGGCGGUCAGUGACGGCUCUAACGUGGCGAUGUACAGCGCUGCCAGCGGCGAGCUGGAGGAGGAGCUGCACGGCGUCCACAGCGGGAAGAUCGACGACCUUAGAUUUGAUGUUAACGGGCGAUUCUUGGCGUGCUGCGGCGACAAGGCCAUCCGAGUGUUUCACAACGCCCCGGGCUACCGGGCCGCCAUCAGGGACAUGCAGGACAUGCUGAAGAAGGCCCAGAACGAGGCCAUGAAGCAGAGACUGCAGCAGCAGAUCAAAGAGGCUCAGAGCGCCUUGGACACUGUGCUGGCUGCGCCCAUCGACUAAACGACUGUACGACUGUUUCCUGUCUGACCGCUUCCUUUUUCAACCUCAGCGCUCUCUCUCUGGGCAGGGAGUAAUGGAAUGCAUGCGGUUUUAAUAAAGAAUAUCUUUUUAUGCAAAGAUAAAAGCGGUUUGAGUUCAGAUCUUUCCUGUCCGAUGAUGUCUCCUGUGUGAUCUGAUGUGUGUGUUUUUAUAUCUAUUUGCCUUCUGCAGCUUCAGUUUAAAGUCAACCUCCACGCAAACGUGUGUGUAUCUUCUUGUUGGUGCGGUUUGUUUGAGCUUCACUGUGCAGGAUGAUGUACCAGCAGUUUGUUCUCACAUUCCUGUGCUGAGAGUGGAAGGUUUCUGUUGCUCAGUGUAAAUCUGACGUACAGAUUUGUGAAUCCGCAGCAGCUCGUCUGGAAGCCCGUUGUGACCCAGUAUGCAACUGACACGUGUGUGACGUGGCCACCUGAAGCCUCCAGUGCUCGUGUUGUUUACAGCUGUUCAACUUUUGAAACUAAAAAUAUUUGCACAGAUUCUGGAUUUUUCAAUGAAAGAGAAGGAGUUGAUGUAAUUAUAAGAAUUUCUAACGAGGUAAUUAAACUUUUUUGUGGGAAAAAAAA
This is a messenger RNA of Dicentrarchus labrax (European seabass), 2010 nucleotides long. RefSeq names its product transducin beta like 2 (gene tbl2). Gene Ontology annotation, molecular function: protein binding. The transcript has 7 exons. The record is from RefSeq and is a predicted model, not a curated record. Gene Ontology annotation, biological process: endoplasmic reticulum unfolded protein response. NCBI's taxonomy places the organism in Eukaryota, Metazoa, Chordata, Actinopteri, Moronidae. Bases 83 to 1408 code for a protein of 441 amino acids. Gene Ontology annotation, cellular component: endoplasmic reticulum.